Polychytrium aggregatum is the source of this 3138-nucleotide messenger RNA. RefSeq lists its product as uncharacterized. The transcript is spliced from 9 exons. NCBI's taxonomy places the organism in Eukaryota, Fungi, Chytridiomycota, Chytridiomycetes, Polychytriales. The record is from RefSeq and is a predicted model, not a curated record. The coding region runs from base 96 to 2822 and encodes 908 amino acids.
GGACUGCUCCCGUGGUUUCUCGCCAUCGGGAUAGUCAGGUCGAGCGAGUGCUUGCCAUAUGUUCUGGGUCUUGGGCGUCUCUGGUGAUUGCCGGGAUGUGCGCUUGGGAUGUGCUGCUGGGAUGCAUCGGCUCCUCCCAGCCAAUCUCCCCAAAACAGGACCCACCGCUGCAAGCCGAUCCUCGGACCCGCACCCGUCCCGCGCUGUUAUUUUCCUCCAGCCAGGGAAUUGCCGCACCAAACUGCCACGAUCAGGCGCUUGGCAAUCAGCACCCAGCUCAAUCCGCAAUCCGCCCAAUCUGCAACCUACCCAAUCUGCAGCCAAUCUCUGGCGAAUCCGUGGCAUCCUUCCAAGACGAAUCGCACUUCUACGCUUCCGUGCAUCAUCCGUCAAAGCCUAUAUCUCUCGUCGCGAUGAUCGCCGAACCCCUUGCCGAACUCUCAACCCCGCAAAAGCCAGCCACGCUCAAGUCAGCCAUGUCCGCCUCUCGCAUCCCUGUACCCAUUUCGCAGCGAUCAUCGUCGCCCACGUCGGCCGAUUCCGGCGCAGAAUCACAACCCAAGGCCGGAAAACGCCUCAGCUUGGGAUCUGCUGGUCCUCUGGGCCUCGCUGAUCUCCCGGCAUCACAGAGCCCAACAUCGCUCUUUCCUUCAUCGCAAACGCUGCCGUUCGGAUUCUCCUCCGUGAGGUUCAAGUCUCCCGAGGUCGUCAGAAGCGACCAUGAUGAGCUCAAGGAGUUUGCCCGGUGUUCCGCGCCGCUCGGAAGCGGCCUGAUCUUUUCCCCUGUCCAGCCCGAGUCGAGCGUCUUCAAGCUUCCGGCAGAGCCUCCCAAAAAGACCGAGCCGGAUCUGCCUCGGGAAGUGCAGAAGAAGGUCGACGAGGUCGUCUCCUCCAACAUCACUUUCACCCCGAGCCGUCUCCUCAGCGCUCUUUCGCGCGAAUCGCCGGCAGAGCCCCCGCCCUCAGGCCCACCUCCGCCUCCGCCCGUCUUCAAGAUGGAAUUCAAGUUCCCGCCGUCACCAGGAAGGACCGAGGACCGCGACCCGCUGUCCAGCUCACUGGCCUCUGGCCUCGACGUCGAUCCCGAAACCUCGUUUUCGUCGUCCAUUAUCCCCCUGGAAGAAGUCCUGCAUGACGAUAUGAACGACGAUAUGCUGAACCAAAGCGAUGAUUUCUUGGCCAGCUCCACCAACGACUCCCUUGCAAAAGAAAUCCUGCGUGCCCGCACCGAGGACAUUUCUGGAAUCCAGAAGCCCACCGAGUUUGGCGGUCUUGUCGGGGCAACAGGGGCCCCGAACGACCUUGAUAUCGAGGUGCCCGGAUACGCCGGCGAUGACAUCCACCAGGAAACGACCCCGAGCGCCUUCGAUCAGACUGCUGAGAUCAGCAUCCAAAACGAGCACGAGAGCAGCAUGGGAGAGUUUGACCUGAACUACCGGCCAUCCAACUCUCUGCAUGACGAGAUCCUCGGCGCCGGCUUGGACGGCCCGCUCUCCGCGACCGAGAUCGCCAAGACACCGAUUCUGAGUCACCAAGUGCGUCUGCUGAACGGCAAGGACAGCCAAGACUCGGACAGCCUGGCGGCGAGCGAGCUUGGCCUCGGCCUCGGCCAGGAUGAGUCUAGCUUUGCCGAGCCCGUCAGCGACAUCGGCAGCCAACAGUUCCGCAGGCCGUUCAGCGAGCGCUUUCCGUGCGACUUUGAGCCCCAUGAUUCGAGCGACGAUCUGCUCUUCCUCUCCGCCAGAUCCAACGGCGCCAAUCUCACCACGAUCUCGGAGGAGCUGACUCUGGACCGCGACCCAGACAGCAGCCUGUCCUUUGCAGUCAAGGAUGCACCGUCAUUUGCGAACCACAACGUCGUCGAUUCUGUUGCGGAUCUGUCGACCAUCUAUCCUUCCGACCUUCUUGGUCCCUCAAACGAACCCAGCGACUGGGACGUUGUCGACGACAGAGAGCCUGCCCCCAAGCUUGCCGAGGGUACUUUGGGCUUUGGCACAGUGCGGACAGCCAGCUCCCCGAGAGCGCAAGCCCUGUCCAAUGGCGUCUCGGCCCAUACUCGGGGCGAGCGGCAAACCUCGAUCUCGCCCGUUCGGCGCGCAGUCGCUGGUGCUCGUCUCUCGCCUAUGUCCAAGGAACGCCAGGUGUCGCUUUUGGGAGAAGUUGGCAAGAAGAUCAAUCAAAUCGCAGACCGAAACGGUGGGGAGGCCCACGCCAACGGCGUCUAUCUGUCGAUGAUGCAGGUCCUCGACGAGAUCCGGGGCAUCUUUGGCAAGGUGCAUCAUGACGAGAGCUCCAAAAGCAAGCUUAUGGAGGAAAUCGAGCGUGAGCUUCAGGGCAUCAGUGAAGUCGACAGGAAAAUGGAGCGUCUGCGUCGAAGAAACACACAGCUCAAGCAAGAGCUCGGCGCUGAACAGUCUCACCUGGAGCAAGUCGGAGAAAAGAUCAGCAAGCUCGAGAGAAACAUUGUGGUCUCGCAAGCCGGCCUGGAGUUUGAUGAGGCCCGUCUGAAGGAUGUCGAAGAGCGCUAUACAGCCAAGCUUCGCGAGCUCGAGUUGGCAAAGCAGACUGGUCGGUUUUCGCUCGUGGCAAGGAAGGUCGGAAGGACCAUCACGGUCUACGCGCAGUCGUUCUGGCACAGAAUCCUGUCGAUUCUGUUUGUAGUGUUUAUCUUUGCCCUCGCAUACUUUGCGCUGGAUGUACUGAUGGGACUCUGCGUCCCUGUUGGCCAUGCGCCCAAUGCCCUUUGUCGGGACACUGUCUUUCCCCAGCUCAUCAUCGCCUUCCGGGAAGCGAUCCGCACCGAGUCCGAAACGAUCAUCUAGCAUUGGCGGCAUCGCCUCGUACUGAGGCCAAGCCAAGCCAAGUCCCGCGGCACAUAAUUUUCGCCCAUUCGACACUUUUGCGCAGCUCGUUGCGGGCCCACCAAAGUCACACUGAGCCAAUCCACACUGCAUUCACUUUCGACUCCCUUCCCCACCCUCGCUCUGCAUUCUCUAUCAUUGUUCUGCGUUCUCCUCUUUUCCUCUGCUCCGCUCUUGCCGAAACCAAAAACAAGACUCUUGAUAGUGCAGAGUGAACUGCGUCGAGCAAGCGAACGUGAGCGGCCGGCAUGUUAUCGCCGGUGCAAAGCAAAAGUGG